UCAUAAAAACCCUAAUAUUUUUGAAUUAUGGCCAACCCAUUAUUUUUAUCAUAAUUUUUUUUUGAUAUGAAAUACCAGCAAAUUUUUUUUUUUAAUGUAUUUCAAUUUAAUGAUACAUUCACCCAUAAAAAAAUCCUACUUUACUUCGUACACUCUCAUAAAAUAGGAAAAUUCAAACAUUUUUUAAUAAUAUAGUAAGAUAUUUUACAUUCUUUUUCGAAUUUCAAGUAAUAAUCGAAUAAUUUUUGUUAGAAUCCGGCAAACAACUAAAGAUCUUUUUGAUCAAUGAUUUAGAAAAAUAUAUAUUAAUUUAUUUUGGUGAUUUGUUUUCCUUUAUUUUUCUCCAUCAAUAGAAUUUAUAAACAUUACUAUAAAGUAAACUUUGUCUUUUAUCGCAAUUAAUUUUCUAUUUGAAUACUAGGACUUCAGUAUUACAAAGUACCACAAUAGCAAAUAAAACAAUGUGUGAAUUGCUUCGUCUUAAUUUAGUAACCAAGAAGCAGUCGGAUAUUUUCAAAAAAACGUGUGUAGGAUCUGUUUCAACUUCUGCCACUGUAUCCGAUGUAUCCGUGUUCCAUGAUCCCAUAAAACAUCCAUCAACAUUCAACACUUUUAGUUGGUCGUUUUAUCGUGAUAAAUUAUCUCAUAUAAAGCCUUACUUAUGUCGACCUCGCUUUUGGCCUGCAUCUCAUAAACGGCAAUCUAGACUUUUCUCAAAAAAAUCAGUUCUAAGUAUAAAAUCUACCACAUCGAAAAACUUUACAGAAGAUCAGUUUAAUGUGGAUGCAUUAUUUGAACACCAAAAACAAAAUUCUCAUAAAGUUCCAUCACAAAAAAGCGAUUACUCGCCUACAAAAUGUUUUAUGGCGUCCUGUUUUUCAAGUUAUGGGUCAGGAUCAGUUCGACAUUCCCGUAGGCGUGCUUCCUCUAUAUCACAGAGUACUUUGUUAGCACCACUAGAACCUGACUUACCAUCACAUAAAACUCAUGUAGCAGCUCAUCAACUGGGGAUAAAAGAAGUUGCGAUCCACUCCAGUAGACGCCGACUAUCCUUAAGCCAAUCAGAUCCUGUUGGCUUUGUUGAAGAAGAACAUGAAAGAGGAACUUGUCUUGUUAGUGAAGCAUUGAAAGAAGUUAACGAAAAAAAACGGUUAAAUAACAAAAGUGCAACAAAACGUAAUAAUAACCAACGUAAUGCAGUACGAACACUCAACGGGCAGAGAUUGAGUGUUACUGGUUUGCCUGCCUCCAUGCCACAACAAGAGUUUGAAAAAAAAAUCUAUAAGAUUUUCGCGAGUUGUCAAGAAGUCGAUGAUGUAUGGUUAUCUAGUAUCGGAAUAGGCUACACUUGUCGAAAAGGUUUGAAACCUGAAAGCCCAAAUCAAGACGAUUUUUUCAUUUUUGUAAUGGAAGAUUGGGCGCUGUACGGGGUUUUCGAUGGUCAUGGACCGUUUGGACAUGACAUUUCAAAUUUUGUUCAAAAACGUCUGCCUCGUCUUAUCUAUGAAAACACGUACUUUGAAAAAAAUGCUAAACAGGCGCUUUGGUUCUCAUUCAUUAUGGUUCAAAAACUUCUUGAAAUUGAAUCAGGUUGUCGCAAUACAUUCAGUUGUGUUUUAAGUGGAUGUACGGCUACAGUUGCACUACAUCAGAAAGUAGAAAAUAAAUUAUAUGUAGCUCACGUAGGAGACUCCCGCUGUGUUUUAGGACGCCAUAGCCAAAAUGGUACUUAUGCCUUUUUUUCAUUCAUUUUGCGAUUAAAAGAACAAAAUGGAUAUUUAGGAAUUACGGCAGUAGACUUGACGAUUGAUCAUAAACCAAACAAUGAAGCUGAAAGGCGUCGUAUUUUGGAACGUGGAGGAGAGCUACGCAAACUAGAGGGAGACCUGUCGUAUCGAAUUUUUCUUAAAAAAAAACAAUUUCCUGGUCUUGCUAUAUCAAGAGCCAUAGGGGAUACAGCAGGAGCUCAAGCCGGAGUUAGUUGUGAACCAGAUAUUAGAGAAUAUACAUUAAAUUCACGAGACACUUUCAUCAUACUGUGCUCGGAUGGUGUUUGGGAAUUUUUGAGCUCAAAAUUUGUCGUGGAGCUUGUUUACUGCAAUGGACCCGACGCCGUGCAACUUAGUGCGGAUAUGAUAGCACGAGAGGCAUGGGAGAGAUGGAUAGAAGAAGGAAAUGUAGUUGAUGAUAUCACUGUUGAAAUUAUUUAUCUUUAAAAUUCAAUUACUCUAGUUUUGGAGUUAUACGGGGGUCAGUAUGAAAUCGACACAAUGACGACAACCUGUUUUUAAAAACAGAUAUAGCUUUGUAUUUAUUAUUAUUUUUACGUUUUGAUAGCUUCCCAUACUGAACCAGAACCCGUUGAAAACGUGGAUAAAACCUAUUGUGUUUUUUAUUUUAUUAUCGCAACAAACCAAACUUUUGUUUUACUUGAUAAGGGAAAACACCUAUUCAACUUAAAA
Hylaeus volcanicus is the source of this 2462-nucleotide messenger RNA. RefSeq lists its product as uncharacterized. The record is from RefSeq and is a predicted model, not a curated record. Gene Ontology annotation, molecular function: cation binding; protein serine/threonine phosphatase activity. The coding region runs from base 462 to 2216 and encodes 584 amino acids. The transcript has 9 exons. NCBI's taxonomy places the organism in Eukaryota, Metazoa, Arthropoda, Insecta, Hymenoptera, Colletidae. Gene Ontology annotation, biological process: protein dephosphorylation.